GCCAAUCACUAUGUGCCACAAAUCGUACGUCAUAUAGAGGAAGGUCCGGAGAGUACUGUAUAAAACCCCUGCUUGUCGUCUCAUUCAGAUACUCGUCGAAGAAGUUCUCACUAUGGCAAGAACAAAGCAAACUGCCCGCAAGUCCACUGGAGGCAAGGCCCCUAGGAAGCAGCUCGCCACCAAGGCAGCGCGUAAAAGCGCACCGGCUACCGGUGGCGUAAAGAAGCCUCACCGCUACAGGCCAGGAACUGUAGCCCUGAGGGAGAUCCGUCGUUAUCAGAAAUCUACAGAGUUGCUGAUCCGCAAGCUUCCAUUCCAGCGUCUGGUCAGGGAAAUCGCUCAGGAUUUCAAGACCGACUUGCGCUUCCAGAGCUCUGCUGUCAUGGCUCUGCAGGAGGCAAGCGAGGCUUACCUGGUUGGUCUGUUCGAGGAUACCAACCUGUGCGCCAUCCACGCCAAGAGAGUGACUAUCAUGCCCAAGGACAUCCAGCUGGCUCGUCGUAUCCGCGGAGAGCGUGCUUAAAUUGACAUCGGUCGACACCCCAAAACGGCUCUUUUAAGAGCCAACUACUUCUCUUACUAGUAUUUUCCAUUUGGUUCAUCACUUAUAAAAAGGAAAGAUGCUAUUCCAUUUUGACAACACAUUAAAAACAUCUAGUAUACCUUAUCCUUUCAUAUACCUUUUAGUGGCUUGAGCUAUUACAUUUUACCACUGCCUGCAUUGUGAUUUAUACUGAAUACUUUUACAAAACUAACAUUUAAGGUAUAAAUAUAACUAACAUAUAGGGCAUAAAGGCUUUAAGUUGUAGCCUGUGAAUUUAUCCAGUGGCCGCCAUGAUGCAGAGAACUGUCUUGUCAAAGUCCCCCCACACAUCCUUGCCAAUAUAGGCCUGCAGUGUCCAAAUGCGGUGCGAUAUGCAUGGACCUGUAUUGGUACUUUUAUGGGUAAACUAGUGGCAAAUCAGGUCGAUAUUCAAUGGGCCCAUUACAUCCAGAGCCCGCUGUUAAUGUUUCUACAGGUUAAUAAAACACCAACCCUGCUUCGCAGUGCUGCAUAUUGUAAAUAUCAUUUCCUAUGUACUUACUAUCUGCAGUGUUGUCUGUGAUUGUCCUAAAUAGUCACUGGAUUAG
Molecule: messenger RNA, 1131 nt
Organism: Engraulis encrasicolus (European anchovy)
Lineage: Eukaryota; Metazoa; Chordata; Actinopteri; Clupeiformes; Engraulidae
Product: histone H3
Exons: 1
Coding region: 113-523 (136 amino acids)
Cellular component (GO): nucleosome
Molecular function (GO): structural constituent of chromatin; protein heterodimerization activity; DNA binding
Source: RefSeq, a predicted model, not a curated record